AUGGUACGCGGAAAGGCAAAGAAAACGCGCAAAUUUGCUACCGUCAAGCGACUACUCAGCCCAAAGGAUGCGAGACUAAAAGAAAACAAGGUAAAGCAAGCCGCAAAGGAAGCAGAAGCGAAAGAAAAGGCUGUCAGAAGAGUAACACAAGUCUCUUCUGCACUCUUUUUGUCGCACAAUACCUCACUUGGGCCCCCCUACCGCGUGCUCGUCGACACGAAUUUUAUUAACUUCAGCCUGCAAAACAAGCUCGAGCUCGUGGCAGGCAUGAUGGACUGCCUAUAUGCAAAGUGUAUCCCAUGCAUCACCGACUGUGUGAUGGCGGAGCUCGAGAAGCUGGGCCCGAAAUAUAGAAUUGCGCUCCGAGUGGCUCGCGACCCACGCUUUGAACAUCUCACAUGCACGCACAAGGGUGUGUAUGCUGACGACUGUCUUAUCGACCGCAUCACACAGCACAAAUGCUAUAUUGUCGCCACAUGUGAUAAGGAGCUCCGGAGACGCGUGCGCAAGGUCCCGGGCGUACCACUAAUGUACAUUGUCCGAAGACGGUACGCCAUUGAGCGUCUUCCAGACGGUGGUGCACCCGCAUAA
This is a messenger RNA of Serendipita indica DSM 11827, 591 nucleotides long. Lineage: Eukaryota; Fungi; Basidiomycota; Agaricomycetes; Sebacinales; Serendipitaceae. The record is from the annotation of a GenBank genome assembly.